AGCACUAUGCUAACCUACGAUGCUAACACAGGCUAGUGCUGUCACAAGGAUUCAUGAACCACAUUUACUACUUACAUUUUAGUGCUUCAAUUGAGACUUAGUCAUGUCUCAGGUGGAGAAGAAGGCGGGGCUGCUGCGGAGGACCUCGUCCUCAAAGAAACCCCUAAAAGAGAAGGUGGUGCUGAUGUAUGAUGAGAUUUUUGCGAAAGAAGAUCCAGCCAAAAACAACCCUCGCUUCUGGGAUGAGCUGUUUCUAAUGAAGGUGAACCUGGAGUACUUAGAGUCAAAGUUGGAGAGUGUAGACGGGGAGGAGGUUCAGCGGAUCCAGGACAACAUCAACUCUUUGUUCCACCACUGUGUCCAGGCACUGGGAGAGGAGCACCAGAUCAAAGUGGUCAAUGCUCUGCAGACUCUCUGUGCACUUUUCCGAGGGGUUCACCAGAAGAACAAGUCUGCGUCCGGCUUUGACAUCAUCAACAUGCUGAUGGGGUUUGACAAGGCUGAGCAAAGGAUGAAGGACCUGAUGGAGAGACUGGACAGCCUUCUCUGUGGAGACGGAUCAGAAAGUCUCAAGAGUCUGUGCCUCAAACUGCUCCUGUGUCUUGUGACGGUAACAGACAAUAUAAGUCAGAACACCAUCCUGGAAUAUGUGAUGAUCAACAGCAUCUUUGAAGCCAUUCUGCAGAUUCUGUCAGAUGUAUCCAGUAGAGGGCAGCAUGGUUAUGAUGCUGUCGUUCUCCUGGCCCUUUUGGUCAACUACAGGAAAUAUGAGUCUGUGAAUCCGUACAUAGUGAAGCUCUCCAUUGUGGAUGAUGAGCCAACCCUCGAUGGAAUGGGGAUGGUUGUCCACCACGCUCUGACAGAAUAUAACAGGCAGUACAAAGACAAAGAGGAGGAGAACCAGGGGGGCUUCUUUUCAACCCUCACUAGUAUGGUGGGCAGCAUGUUUAUAGCAGACGCUGACGAGAAACUCUCGGUGCAGACAAAUGAGGCCAUUCUGUUGGCGCUGUAUGAGGCAGUACACUUAAACCGCAACUUCAUCACGGUGUUAGCACAGAGCCAUCCAGAGAUUGACAUCCCAACUACACCUACCACGCCCACUCCAACCACACCUACAACACCACUUGGCACAACCCCGCCCUCCCUAGACAUGAUGAACAACCCUGAGCUGCCGCUGGAUCCCAACCUGCAGACGAGCAACCUUCUGAUCACCUUCCUCAAGUAUGCCUCCAUUGUAAUGCAGGACACUAAAGAUGAACAUCGACUCAACAGUGCCAGACUGUGCCUAAUCAUCCUCACCUGCAUAGCCGAGGACCAGUAUGCUGAUGCCUUUCUUCAUGAUGACAACAUGAACUUCAGAGUCAAUCUCCACAAAAUGCCAAUGAGACACAGAAAAAAAGCGGUGGACAAGAACAUCCCUUCACGGCCUCUGGUGUGUGCGGUUCUAGAUCUGAUGGUGGAGUUCAUUGUCACCCACAUGAUGAAGGAUUUCCCCAUGGAUUUAUACUUGCGCUGUGUGCAGAUCAUCCACAAACUGCUGUGCUACCAGAAGAAGUGCAGAAUCAGAUUACACUACACCUGGAGGGAGCUCUGGUCAGCGCUCAUCAACCUGCUGAAGUUUCUGCUGUCUAAUGAGACCACACUGCUGGAACACAACAUCUUUCAUCUAGCCUUACUGGUAGUGAACUUGUUCAACAUGUUCAUAACAUACGGCGACACAUUCCUGCCCACCUCCAACAGCUACGACGAGCUGUACUACGAAAUCGUACGAAUGCACCAGGUCUUUGACAACCUCUACUGUAUGGUUUUAAGAGUAUCAACCAACACGGGCCAGUGGAAGGAAGCAGCCAGUAAAGUUACACACGCCCUCGUCAAUGUUCGGGCAAUCAUCAACCAUUUUAACCCCAAGAUAGAGUCGUACGCUGCUGUGAACCACAUCUCCCAGCUGUCAGAAGAGCAGGUGCUCGAGGUGGUUCGGACCAACUAUGACACACUGACCCUCAAACUGCAGGAUGGUUUGGACCAGUUUGAGAGAUACUCGGAGCAGCCGAAAGAGUCUGCCUUCUUCAAGGAGCUAGUUCGCUCCAUCAGUCUGAAUGUGAGGAAGAACGUCUCUCUUAACACACUGAGUCAGGACAUCUUGCUCAAAGAGUUUUCAACCAUCUCCUGAGACACACAUUCACACACACACCAAGCCUUCUCCUUUCUUCAGAUGGACAUGGACAGUACUAUUUCUGUGUGCGUAUGAACAUGUAAACAGACUUUGACACAUACAAUACAAACACCAAAAGUA
Labrus bergylta (ballan wrasse) is the source of this 2293-nucleotide messenger RNA. It is a transcript of the gene armh3, whose product is annotated as armadillo like helical domain containing 3. Lineage: Eukaryota; Metazoa; Chordata; Actinopteri; Labriformes; Labridae. Gene Ontology annotation, cellular component: cytosol. The record is from RefSeq and is a predicted model, not a curated record.